UUAAUAAGUAUUGGGUGAUGUGAUUAGAAAAAGCCUACCCCAGCACUAUUCCUUUGGGUUUGAGAGAUUGGAAGUCUUAGCAGUAUUUGCCUCCACAGUUCUGGCACAGCUUGGAGCACUUUUUAUAUUAAAAGAAAGUGCUGAGAGGUUUCUGGAACAACCAGAGAUUCACACGGGUCGAUUGUUGGUUGGCACUUUUGUGGCACUGUCUUUCAACUUGUUUACAAUGCUGUCUGUUAGAAACAAACCUUUUGCUUAUGUCUCUGAAGGUCCUGGAGGAAAGGAAGUGUAAGCAUUCCCUUGUUUGCAUUGCACUUUGGAGAAUGAUAAACAUGGCUGAAGACUUCUAUGCUUGAAAUGGACUCUUAUCUGUUUUUCAUGUUUUCUGAAUGGCACUGCAAAGGAAAGCUACAUUGGUACAGGAUCUGAGCUGCAAGUACAAGCUGGCUUCAGGAGCAUGUUGCCGAUCUCAGUCGGAGUUUGUGUGGUAUCAUUCCUGGCUUGAGCAGCAUAUUUCUUCCACGCAUGAAUCCUUUUGUCUUGAUCGACCUUGCUGGGGCUUUAGCUCUCUGCAUUACAUACAUGCUAAUUGAAAUUAAUAACUAUUUUGCUGUUGAUACUGCCUCUGCAGUAGCUAUUGCCUUGAUGACAUUUGGUACUAUGUAUCCCAUGAGUGUCUACAGUGGAAAGGUAUUGCUUCAGACUACACCAUCUCAUGUGAUUGGACAGCUGGAUAAACUUAUAAGAGAGGUUUCUACUUUGGAUGGUGUUUUAGAAGUUCGAAACGAACACUUCUGGACAUUGGGGUUUGGUUCAUUGGCUGGAUCAGUACAUGUGAGAAUUCGAAGAGAUGCCAAUGAACAAAUGGUACUUGCUCAUGUGACCAACCGAUUAUGUACAUUAGUGUCUACUUUGACAGUUCAGAUUUUCAAAGAUGACUGGAUCAGGCCUACCUUGACCACUGGACCUAUAGCAAACAGUAUGCUGACUCUUUCAGAUCAUCAUAUAAUUCCCAUGCCACCUCUAAAGGCUACAGAAAACUCUAGCCCUGCCACAUCCACUCCAGCUAGAGCAAGCAGCCCCCCUCCUGAAUUCUCUUUUAAUACUCCAGGCAAAAAUAUGAACCCAGUCAUUCUGGCAAACACUCAGGCAAGACCGUAUGGACUAGGCUUCAACCGUGGAACUGUACCUUACAGCAGUGUCUUCACUUCAGGAUUAGGGAUGCCAGCAAUAGGAGCAACGCAGGGAUUCAGGACUGGUCUUAUAAAUGCCCCCCACAGAUAUGGAACUAGCACUCGAGGUCAGUCCAGACCUUAAUAAACUAUUUCUCAUA
Molecule: messenger RNA, 1333 nt
Organism: Sceloporus undulatus (fence lizard)
Lineage: Eukaryota; Metazoa; Chordata; Lepidosauria; Squamata; Phrynosomatidae
Gene: SLC30A6
Product: solute carrier family 30 member 6
Exons: 11
Coding region: 526-1317 (263 amino acids)
Source: RefSeq, a predicted model, not a curated record